This is a messenger RNA of Cercocebus atys (sooty mangabey), 327 nucleotides long. Its product is annotated as elongation factor 1-gamma-like. NCBI's taxonomy places the organism in Eukaryota, Metazoa, Chordata, Mammalia, Primates, Cercopithecidae. The transcript has 2 exons. Gene Ontology annotation, cellular component: cytoplasm; nucleus. Gene Ontology annotation, molecular function: translation elongation factor activity. The annotation marks the transcript as partial. Gene Ontology annotation, biological process: translational elongation. The record is from RefSeq and is a predicted model, not a curated record.
GCCUUCGCCAGUGUCAUCCUCUUUGGAACCAACAAUAGCAGCUCCAUUUCUGGAGUCUGGGUCUUCCGAGGCCAGGAGCUUGCCUUUCCGCUGAGUCCAGAUUGGCAGGUGGACUACGAGUCAUACACAUGGCGGAAACUGGAUCCUGGCAGCGAGGAGACCCAGACGCUGGUUCGAGAGUACUUUUCCUGGGAGGGGGCCUUCCAGCAUGUGGGCAAAGCCUUCAAUCAGGGCAAGAUCUUCAAGUGAACAUCUCUUGCCAUCGCCUAGCUGCCUGCACCUGCCCUUCAGGGAGAUGGGGGUCAUUAAAGGAAACUGAACAUUGAA